Messenger RNA from Annulohypoxylon maeteangense, 1444 nucleotides. RefSeq lists its product as uncharacterized. The transcript has 3 exons. Bases 589 to 1401 code for a protein of 270 amino acids. The record is from RefSeq and is a predicted model, not a curated record. NCBI's taxonomy places the organism in Eukaryota, Fungi, Ascomycota, Sordariomycetes, Xylariales, Hypoxylaceae.
UUUCAAUCUGAAACCAUCUUGGGCUUCAUCGUCAUCCUAAAACUCCCGUCUUCUCACUCUUAACUUCCAAGGGAUGCAGUAUUAUGGCUGAAUUUUCAAUAAGUGAGUACCUAUCACAAUGGCCUAUUGCUCACAGUCUUAAUAAAACCCGGCAUGCUAUUCAACCAGGUUCAAUUCUGAGAGGAGUCAUCUUCAACCUUUUAAAUAAGAGAGACAUGCGCGAAGCAUUCAGGUAAUCGAGACAUAUACCAUCCUUACAUGCAUUCAUGCUAUCUAGCUCCGUGGGCAGGGUUCCUAAUAGUCCUAUGACAUCCUGUUCCAUAGAAACUGCCAGCUUCUCUUAGCAACCGGGACAGGGUAUACCAUCCAUAAACCCCGAAUAUAACAUAAUGGCAUCCGGAUCUUGCUGCCGCCUUUCCAUUGCCUUACUCCUCUUCUAUCCGUCUAUCCAAUAAUAACAAUCUUAUAACUUAUAGCUAUAUAUCUGGUGCUCCCCACCUAGUGAUCUGGUAUCCCCAUGUAUUUUUCGGUCUCUCUUCCACUUUUUACAAUAUGCAAACGCAUCUCAGUGAGAUGCAGCCAGCCUAGAUGAAACAUCUAAUUCAUCCAAUCUUUCUCCUCUCUCUACUCCUUCAAAGAGCUAUAGCUCUCAAUUUCACAAUCGCAGGCGGCCAAAUAUUCACACCUGGUUUCGCCGUCCUCGAUGCGCCACAGCCGGGUACUCCUUUGGGUGGAGACAUCAUCGAGGUAGCACUCGACGUAACUGCCAACGGCAAAUUACGUCUUCCUCCUUAUGCCAAUAACAGUCCCAGUAGGAUUAAUAAUAUCACUAUCUUCCUCUACAGCUAUGUCACAGGAAGAAACUUCACGAUAACGAAUGGAACGGCUUCGACCAACAAUGUCAGCCUAGGAGAUAUUAUGCAAUCCGAGCCUGGAAGCACGGUCAAGCAUGUCAAGUGGAACUGGCCAGACUGUCUGAUAGGGGAUGGGAAACCGACCAGCGCAGACAGCGACCGGGGGGCCUACAAUAUUUCUAUUCGGCAGAACUUCCGUCUCAAUGGAGGGGACCAUUAUACAGUCUUUGACGUCCCCAUUUCCGUCACGAAUAAGAUAGAUUUCACUGGCAAUAAUCCGCCUUGUGACCCGCUCAACAAUCCUCUUCUCACGCCUGAAGAGAUCAACGCGGAUGCAGCUAACACUGUCGGUAUCCUAUUCGCGCCGGGAGAUUCGACAGUUAUCCAGCAACCUGAUGCUGGUAACGAUGAUGGUAAAGACGGGAUUGGGCCUGAGAAGCCGGAAGCGAACCCCGGCGAUGGUCUUGGGAGCGGUGCCAAUGCAAUCCAGUGGACAUCCACAGCAUAUUGGGUUUUGUUAUCAUCUGUUAUUACCUUUUUCAUUUGAUAUUAUCUUACAUUGGCAUAAAUUCAGUACAACUUGUACUCCA